UGCUACCCUCAUUAUUUUUUCCAUAGAGGCCAAUGUCACGUGACUGUUGCUCUGGACAACGCUGACAAAUUGAGUGCGUACCAGAAGAAAGAAUGGCUGAUAUCAUUCAGAAAGGAGACGAGCUUGGGCGUAUUCUAGUGCAGGUGCAGAAUGAUUUAACUGAGCUGAGGAAGAGCCUGGGGCGAACACACCACGACGGGACUGUGGAUGUUCAGGCUCUCGAUUCGGCGAUACGCAGGACCGAGCACGGCAUUAAGAGCCACACAGAGGAGUUUUUAAAGAUAGCAAAUAAUCAAGUACUGACACUCCCCAUUAUUGAACACACUGAGAAGAAAACAAGAAAGAUUGCCAAAUGGCAACCACCCACUGAAUCCAUCCCAUACAUUCAUCCUCGGAAACAUCUGACUGCUGGAGCAUCUCCCGGAGAGAAGCAUAAGGCAGCGUCUACAUUGCGUGUUCUAUACAACCCUGACCACCCAAAACACAGAGAGCUGAUGCAACAGAACUAUGGCAUUCAACUUCCCGAUUUGUUCAAGAAACCUGGGCCAAAUGUGGGAACACAGAAAAUCACAAGCUCUACUGUAUCUGUUGUGUGUAUAGACCAAAACAGAACCCUCAUCCCUGCAUAUCCUCUCUGUGAGCAGGACAAGAAAGCAGGACUUGGCAGUCACUUAGGAGAAUGUCUACUACCCUCAGCAGCCAAACACAGUCUGGUCAAAAGCCUUUUAAUGCCCCAGUGCCAAAGCGAGGACAGCAGCCAUUAUAAAAUGGGGAAGCAGCAGAGGGACACGAGACAAAUUAAGGAUAAUACUUCCAAAACCAUUAGUCCUGAAUACCCAUCCAUUUGGACCACACUGACUCCGCCUCCCACUGCUGCCUCCAGUAGCAGACUUCUUUCUCCUGGACCAGCAGGAUUUAUGCCACUCAACUCUCAGUGUGCUUUGGCAUUACCAGCUGCUCCCAGUAGUCAACACUUCUUCAGUAUAGUGGAGGGUCGAAUUGAUCCAAGUGCAGCCGACUUCUGCGCUUUUAAGGAGCACUAUUGUCUAAGUUGGAGCACUUUGCAAGCGGCGUUGUGGCAGCUGGAGCGGCUGCUGUGCCAGUUCGCUGUGCCUCAUGCGUUGGUGUGUGGCGAUCGACUUGUGGCCCUGGCGCUGAGAGCUGAGCUAUGGUGGGGAAGGGCGGAAUGCCUCCUCUCUGCUCUGGAAAACAGAGACGAGGUGCUGGAGUUUAUGCAGCAGCCUGGGCAGCGCUACAAGGGUGAGGGUGGCCGCCGGGCAGCUGCUGUACGCAUUCAGGCCUGCUGGAGGUGCUAUCGCACUCGCACUGUCUACUUGCACCAACAGCGUUGCAAAUGGGCAGCCAGAACUAUCGCUGUUUCUUGGCUAUUGCACGCCCGAAUGAGCCGUGUCAGGAAGAGCCUACAGGCCACCCGCCUACGUCAAAUGGAGAAUUUUCACAGUCGAGCAAAGCAUUUGGCCAACAACUGGGAACAUCUUAUCACCUCUAAGAGGACCAUUAUUCAUUUACCCUCAUUAGGAUACUCGGAGCAACAGCGGCACAGCCUAAAAAGUUUUGACAUAUUGCAGAACACUCAGAUGGGUCGGCUCUGUGACAUUAGAGAUAAGAACGUGGAGGUGAUAUAUGUGUGUCCGGUACAUUUGGGAGAGGACUUGAUCCACUACUACACUCAUCUGUUGGCCCUGAAUGGAACUGCUGAGACCGGAAAUCCCACACCUUCCAUUGCCAAAAGUUUCACCAUCCUCACACCUGAGGCACAUCAGCACUUUUCAGGUCACUGCAUGUGUGUGUCCACGUUGCUGAAGUACAGCCCACACACUUUGCGCCGUAUUAAGAACUUGAUCCAGGGGAAGCAGGCCUAUUUAGUAAGUGCUGUACCCCACAUGGAUGAUCUGGCUGUGGCUGAUGAGUUAGGAGUGCCAGUCCUAGGCCCGGAGCCUGCUGUGGCACAGCUCUAUGGCACAAAGUCUGGAAUCAGGAGGAUAUUCAGCAGCAGCGGUGUUAGCAUGCCCCCAGGACAAGCUGACAUAUACACACUGCAGCAGUUGCACGAGUGUUUUGCGCAGCUGAUGACAGAUCAUUUAGAGGUACAGCGUUGGCUGUUUAAGAUAGAUGACGAGUUCGGUGGCCGUGGCACAGCCUACUGUGAUGUCUGUCAUGUGAGUUUCCGGCCCUGGGCUUUGGAGGAAUGUAAUCGUCAUGGAGCACAGAUGUGGAGAAUGGCAUGGGCUCAGGAACGAGUGCUAAGAAAAUAUCUGGAGGUGGUACCUGUUCUUUUGGCCACUCAUGCCAAGCCCUGUGACACAUCCUGCUAUCCGACCUGGAGCUGCUUCUUGGAGCACCUUCUCAAAAAAGGUGGCGUGAUCGAGGCUUACCCUCCUAUAAAUAGUGUGACCUGUAUGUCCGUGGAUCUGCUGGUGGAGCCAGGCGGAGGAGUACGCAUGCUAUCGUGUGGAGAUCAGCUGCACGGGCCUGGUUUUCUGCAGGUAGCAGGCUUCACUGUACCACAGAGUUCUGUUUGCCCUGAUGUCCUGUACUCCAUCUGCAUGCGGAUAGGCAAAGCCUGCCAGGAGCGGCACAUCCUGGGUCAUUUUUCCCUGGACCUGGUCACCUUCCUAGAGCCUGGCACACUGGAAAAGCAGGUGUGGGCUGUUGAUCUGGAUCUUGGCUACAGUAACCAGCUGGCUAUGACCCAGAUCAUGCUCCACAUGACAGGAGGAACGCUAAACUGCCACGCAAGUCGUCUGGAGGUUCCUUCUCCAGUCCGAAACAGCAAACCCGCUGCACGCCAGAGAGCUCGAGCAUCUGAUUCUUCAGCGCCAGCAUCAAGUCAUUUUGCAGUGAUGAGCAGCCGGCUUUUUCAUACCAACCUCUCUAUGGUCCACUAUAGUGUGUUCUUCCAGAUGUGCAAGGCACAUGGCAUAGGAUUUGACAUUAAGGCAAGAGAAGGCUCUGUGUUUGCUCUCCAUGACAGUGCAGAAAGGAGCAGCCUUGGCAUGGUAACAAUCUCGCCAGAUCUCCAGGGAGCACUGCUGACCUUUGCUUGCAACCUAACUGUCAUUCAUCAAGAAAUAUCAGCCUCAAAUAUGCAAGGAGAGACCAAUUUUAAGGAGCUAAUCAAGAAUAUAAAGCAGGUGCUGAAUGUAAUCACCCAGAACAGAGACAAGAAGCCGAAAGAAAAUGAGAAAUCUGCAGAUGUUUAAAUUUUCCUUUUUUUUCUGUUAAACUCAACACAUUUACUGCACAUCUGCAUCCUGUUCCUCUUAGUUAUGGUGCCAUACAUAUGCCAUAUAUUCACCCUAUUUCCUUGAAAUUAAUAACAAAGCGAUAAUAAGUUGAAAUGUUAAAUAGAUCAGUGAAUUAUGAAUUGCUAUGUCAUUCCUUUGUCCCUAAGUCUUGGUAUUUUCAGUCAGAGAUGUGUGUAUUUACUCUUAUUAGAUGACACAUCUGAGGAAUUGCCUAAAAAUGUGCUUUGAGUAACAGAUGUCUGCUAAAUAACAUAUAUAGGCAAAAAUGACUGAUAGUAACAUAAAUGGAAACAAGAACAUAAAUAAAAACAAAUGAUACCCAUUUUAAACAG
Molecule: messenger RNA, 3601 nt
Organism: Silurus meridionalis
Lineage: Eukaryota; Metazoa; Chordata; Actinopteri; Siluriformes; Siluridae
Gene: iqch
Product: IQ motif containing H
Exons: 23
Coding region: 93-3224 (1043 amino acids)
Molecular function (GO): protein binding
Source: RefSeq, a predicted model, not a curated record